Messenger RNA from Colletotrichum phormii, 897 nucleotides. RefSeq lists its product as uncharacterized. Bases 1 to 897 code for a protein of 298 amino acids. The transcript is spliced from 4 exons. The record is from RefSeq and is a predicted model, not a curated record. NCBI's taxonomy places the organism in Eukaryota, Fungi, Ascomycota, Sordariomycetes, Glomerellales, Glomerellaceae.
AUGGCCGUAGUGCCUCCGCCAGGAUGUGAGCACUGUUCGAGAAGCCAGAUCAAAGAGCUGGGCUCUGUGGCCAGGGCUGCCAACCAGACGUACUUGACAAAGUCCGAGUUGGAUACGACGCUGUUGGUCCUCAAUAUCCGUGCCGACGAUACCGCCCAGGCCGAGAAUAUUCAAACGGUCCUAUGGACACUAGUCGUUCUCUCAGCAGUGUUUCUUGGGUUGAGGAUAUACUGCAAAAUAUCCUACACGUAUACAAAGAUCCGGAUCGAGGACAUUCUUCUGGUUGCCUCCUGGCUGGUCCUAGCAUCAGAUGCCGCACUUAAUGAGUUCAUCAUCAAAUCCCGAUUCGGUCGGCCCGACUUCCCCAUUACAGUUGAUAACAUUACGGUACUAGCCAUUGUUGGCCUUUCAUCCAUUACGUGCUCCUUUGUCGGUCAAGUCUGGAGCAAGACUGCCUUCGCCAUAUCGUUAUUACGGAUGUGCGAUGGAUGGAAGAAAGCUUUUGUGUGGUUUUCAAUCAUUUCUAUGAACGUACUCUUUACGUUCUCCUCCUUGUCAUUUUGGAUUGGGUGUGUCCCAUUGGAAAAGAGAUGGAAGCCUUUCGCCGAUGGAACCUGCUACGAUCUCAAGUGGGUUGUUUCGUUCGGAAUCUUCGUUAGUGUCUACUCCGGCCUUCUCGAUAUCGCCUUGUCUAUCAUCCCAUGGCUCAUUCUUAUGCGGCCCAGGCCGGCCGAGGAGUCAUCGGGUCUUACUCUGAGCAAGAAGGAGAAGAUCGGUGUGUCUGUGGCGUUGAGUAUGGGAGUGUUGGCCGGAAUGGCAGCGUUCGUUAAAGCAUCGUACAUGCGUUCAGUAAAUGAUACCACUGGUGAUUUUUCUCGUAAGUUUAGGCUCAGCUGA